Molecule: messenger RNA, 1476 nt
Organism: Heterobasidion irregulare TC 32-1
Lineage: Eukaryota; Fungi; Basidiomycota; Agaricomycetes; Russulales; Bondarzewiaceae
Product: putative inorganic phosphate transporter
Exons: 17
Coding region: 1-1476 (491 amino acids)
Biological process (GO): carboxylic acid transport; transmembrane transport
Cellular component (GO): plasma membrane
Molecular function (GO): carboxylic acid transmembrane transporter activity
Source: RefSeq, a predicted model, not a curated record
AUGUCUAUAACCAAAGACGUAAAGGAAGAUAUACCAGAUUCCGCAUCAGUUGAUGUGCAGAGCCAGCCUGUUGCUCUGAGCCGGAAGGAGACGCUUAGCGCCUAUUUUACCAUAGCAGCCGCAGCAUUUGGGCUCAUCAGCGAUGGAUACCAAAACAAUCUUAUGACCAUGUCUAAUGUGGUGUUCAGAAAGCUGUAUCCAAAGGAAUAUACUUCUUCUGUGUCAACUCGGGUAUCUAAUGCUCUUUUAGUUGGUGCAGUCAUUGGCCAAGUUGUCGUUGGACUCGUCUGUGAUCGACUGGGCAGAAAGGUCGCUUUGGUAUCCACAACACUUUUGAUUGUCCUAGGUGCCACGCUCGGAACUGCUGCACAUGGUGCGCACGGAAGCGUCGAAGGCUUAUUUUGGUUUUUGACUUUUGCACGAGGAAUCACUGGUAUCGGGGUCGGGGGUGAAUAUCCCGCAUCGUCGACAAGUGCAAGUGAGGCAGCGAACGAGAAAAUGCCGAAGAACCGGGGUCCAGUCUUCAUCAUGGUCACGAAUUUCGUCCUCAGCUUCGGUGGACCUCUCGCGGUGUCUGUCUUUUUGAUUGUUCUUUCAGCUGCUGGAGAAACCCAUCUUUCCACAGUUUGGCGUGUCUGUUUUGGAAUUGGAAUUCUCCUUCCACUAACUGUCUUGGUUUUCCGUUUGCGGAUGUUGAGUUCCAAACUAUAUCGGAAGGGUGCCAUCAAAAAUCAUGUUCCGUACUUCCUGGUUUUUAAACGUUAUUGGAAGACGUUGAUCGGGACCUGUGGGGCCUGGUUUCUAUACGACUUUGUAACAUUUCCGAACGGUGUAUUUUCAGGCACCAUAAUAUCGAGUGUGACUCAUAAUAACACUCUCAAAGAGACAGCUGAAUGGCAGCUGUUGCUCGGAGCGAUUGCUCUGCCUGGCGUUUUUGUAGGAGCCUGGCUGUGUAAUCCACUUGGUCGUCGGAAUACGAUGAUGGUGGGGUUUGGAGGAUACCUUGUCAUAGGGUUGAUCAUAGGUCUUGCAUAUGAUAAAAUCACAAGGAUUAUUCCACUAUUUAUUGUUUUCUAUGGUUUGAUGCAAUCAUUCGGAAACCUGGGACCUGGAGAUAUGUUGGGUCUCGUGAGCGCAGAGUCAUAUCCGACACCUAUUAGAGGAACUUGCUAUGGCUUGUCGGCCGCCAUCGGUAAGGUUGGAGCGGCAGUAGGAACGCAAGCAUUCACACCCAUCCAGAACAACUUGGGAAAGAAAUGGACUUUCAUCAUCGCGGCCAUCUGUGGUGUUAUUGGAAUUGUGGUGACCUAUUUUUUUGUUCCCGACAUGACAGGUGUCGACCUUGCAGACGAGGACAUCCGUUUCAUGGAGUAUUUGGCUGCGGAGGGCUGGGUGGGUGAAGUAGGCGAGGACAAAGAAAAGGACCUGAUCGGGGAAAUAUCGUUGACACAGGAAGGAGAUGUUGAAUCGACGUGA